CUCCCGCUCCUGGCCAAUGCCUCUUCCAGUCCUGGCCUCCAGCCAUCCCAGGGCAGCCUCUGCUCCACCUCUGACGUGGGGCUCAUGGAGACAGUGGCUCCUGCUGCUCACACGUGUUGCUGGUUGUCUGACCCCCAAGGUGAGGCCAGAGUCCCUGAUUCUCACAUGUGAGCAAGAGGCCGCCUGUUCACCUGGUCGCAGGGCAUCCGGAAAUCCUUCCUCCAAGCAGGACAGAAUCCCUGGGAUGCCCACUAGAGGCCAGCCCCACCAGCAGGAUUCACGUCUGGAGAGGCCAGCCCUGGUGUGAACUGGCUGAACUGCUGUGUCUGGGAUGGGGGGUGCCCAGCUGUCUGACCAAUCUUCCUAGAACCAGGGUGAGAGGCCCUCAGAGAAGGCAUCUGGGCACCCUGAGCUCAGGAAGCCAGACUCUCGGCCACCACGUGACCUCUGGCCUCCAGGAACACCUCCACCUCGGGCCUGGAGUCACCCAGCCCGCAGCCCCGCUCACCCGCUCUGCUGUGCCCACGGCCCAGGCCCUGCUCUAGAGAGGGGAGCUGAAGCUACCUGGACAUCUUGCUUUGCGCCAGGUCUCAGCACACGGUCGCCUGGGACUUGAGGAUGCGAGAGGUUUUCUGACGGAGACCCCACUUUAUACGCUGGGCCUAAGCAUGUUUCCAACUUUGGCUGAUUCUCCACUUCCACAGCCGGUGUGUGAAGCUUACACGUUGGGAAGCCCUGGAUGGGGGAAGCUCCAUUUUGGGCUCCUCCCUUGGCUCUGGAGUUCCAGCUGCGGGAAGGCAGGGCAGGGCGCCGCCGUCACUCCAGGCACUUGAGGACUCAGAUGAGACUGCACAGCUGCCCCACCGGGCUCCCAGCCCAGGUCCCUGCAGGUCAGACGGCGUGGUGCCCCCAGAGUAGCUGGGGCAGGACCAGGUGAGGCCAGCCAGGUGGGAGCACUGGGCUGCUCCCACAGCCCCCUCGUGGCUGAGCACCCUUCUCAUCCCCAUUUCAUAGACGAGGCAGCAGGGGCACUGUGGUCUCCCCAGAUGUGAUCCAGCCCUUGCUCCCAGUCACCAUGCUUUCCCUCCUGCUUGGGUAGCAGCGGCCCAGCCACUGGCCAGGGUCAUAGGACGCUGGGGAGAGACCAACAAUCCCAGCAGGAUGACUCUCCAAACGGCCUGAGGGUCCAGCCUGCCCUCUCCCCCACCCAGCUGGGCACCCGUGGGGCAGCGAAGACCUGGCCAGAGCAGCGGCUCCGUCUCUGCUGUGUUGUCAUUCGAGGUGGACGUUGCAGAGGAAGGGGCUGCGGCAGGGGAGUGGACUCAGGAGGAGCGGUCAGCCAGCAGGAGGGCGGAUCUCUGGAGGAGGCCCCAUAGUGGACAGUCCAGGCUGACUGGCUCCCAGGGUCCUGGGCGUCGUGGUGGCCGUAAGUCUUGACAAGAGGCGGCUGUGCUCCCACAGGAGCAUUUGGGGGACCACGUGGCGGCUGGACUCACUGGGCCGUUUGCAGACCCUGAACUAGACCAUCCUUAGGCUGGGCAGCAGCCUUGUCUGUCAGCUGAUGGGAGCAGGUGUUUCAGGGCGCCCACCCCGUUUCCUGAUCGCUGCCGCGGUUACAGGGCUUGAGCACCAGCUCAGACAGUGGAGGGGCCGGGCGCGGCCCUGCAUGGGUUUGGGCAUCCCCAAAGUGGAAUCAGCCAGAGGUCACCACGGGAGAUACUCCUCCCGCCAGCUCCCGGGCGCUGCAGGUGCAGGGCCCUGUCCGCGAGGGCUCAGACCUGGGGCUGGAGCCCUGCCCGGGCACCGCCCUCACCUUCCUCCAACCCCCUCCUCCUGGGGAGUCGUGUCGAUGACAGAAAUGCACCCAAAGCCACAGACUCUGUCUUGUUUCUGUGUCCACGGGUUUGCCUGGGAAUGUCUUCAGUGAGCCUUUCCACAGGGCCCGGGACGUCAGGGAGGUGCGCCCCGCCCGGCCCUGCCCUGCCCGUGUUUACAGGGAGGCACUCCCAGGCGUGGCUAUAAUUAGAAGUCAAUUAAGUCAGAAACCCUCGGCAUUGUCCUUGGAAGGCCUCCAGGGCUGCUGUUUCCUGGGGGAGCCUCAGGUCUGAGACUCGAGGAAACCCACCGUCCUGACUCAGGCCCGCUGCCCGCGGGGGGCUGGCUCCCCGGUUCCGGCCUUUGUCUGUGCCGUCCCUCCCCACCUGGCGGACUGCAGGCCCCGGCUUGCCGCUCGCUGGGAGGAAAACACCCAGGAGUUCACGGCCCGGUGCCUGGCGCUUUCAUCUGGCCUGGUCUGUUCGGGGUUUUCAAACAAAACGGAGUUCUGAAUGCUGGUAAACCCGUGGGAGAGGAUGGCCCACGAGAAAGGCUGCACUCGGACGGCCUGGCUGCCUGUCCUGUUGGCAUCCCUGACGUGCUCGGCGGGAGCAGAGUACUCCAGCUGCGGGGAGAACGAGUUCUACAACCAGACCACCGGGCUGUGCCACGCGUGCCCCCAGUGUGGGCUGGGGGAGGAGCCCUACCUGUCCUGUGGCUAUGGCACCAAAGAUGAGGACUAUGGCUGCGUCCCCUGCCCCGCAGAGAAGUUCUCCAAAGGAGGCUACCAGAUAUGCCGGCGCCACAAAGACUGUGAAGGCUUCUUCCGGGCCACGGUGCUGACUCCAGGGGAUGCGGAGAACGAUGCUGAGUGUGGGCCUUGCCUCCCUGGCUACUACAUGAUGGAAAACCGGCCCCGGAACAUCUACGGCUUGGUCUGCUACUCCUGCCUGCUGGCGCCGCCCCACACCAAGGAGUGUGUGGGAGCCACCGCGGGAGUUUCUGCCAACCUCCCCCGCACACCUGGCGGCAGCACCCUCUCCCCGGCCCAGCACGCCCACAAAGCAGAGCUCUCGGGCCAAGGACACCUGGCCACAGCCCUGGUCAUCGCCAUGUCCACCAUCUUCACCAUGGCCGUCAGCAUCGUCCUCAUCAUCGUCUUCUACAUCGUGAAGGCCCGGCCUCCCGCCCCAGCCUGCUGCGCCAGCCCCCCGAUGAAGAGCCCGGAAGCCCCCAUGUGCGAGGAAGAGGAGAAGAAAGAGGCCCCAGAAAAUGUGGUGAUCUUCUCUGAGAAGGACGAAUUCGAAAAGCUGACAGCUGCUCCGGCAAAGUCUGCCAAGAGCGAGAAUGACGCCUCAUCAGAGAAGGAGCAGCUGCUGAACCGGAGUCUGGACAGCGACGAGGACCCGGCCCCCGACGGGCAGGGCUCUCCAGAGCGGUGCUUGCUGUCGCUGGUCCACCUGGCCCGGGAGAAGUCGGCCACCGCCACCAGAGCGGCCGGGAUUCAGAGUAGAAGGAAGAAGAUACUGGAGGUGUACGCCCAGGUGUGCGGGGUCGCGGAAGGCCUCAGCCCCACGGAGCUGCCGUUCGACUGCCUGGAGAAAGCCAGCCGGAUGCUCAGCUCCACAUACAACUCGGAGAAGGCGGUGGUGAAGACGUGGCGCCAUCUGGCCGAGAGCUUCGGGCUGAAGCGGGACGAGAUCGGGGGCAUGACGGAUGGCCUGCAGCUGUUCGACCGCAUCAGCACUGCCGGCUACAGCAUCCCGGAGCUGCUGACCAAGCUGGUGCAGAUCGAGCGGCUGGAUGCCGUGGAGUCCCUGUGUGCAGACAUCCUGGAGUGGGCCGGGGUCCUGCCACCCACACCCCCACCACCCCCUGUGUCCUGA
Messenger RNA from Vicugna pacos (alpaca), 3701 nucleotides. Lineage: Eukaryota; Metazoa; Chordata; Mammalia; Artiodactyla; Camelidae. The record is from RefSeq and is a predicted model, not a curated record.